Messenger RNA from Dioszegia hungarica, 2643 nucleotides. RefSeq names its product putative mannosyl-oligosaccharide 1,2-alpha-mannosidase. The transcript is spliced from 6 exons. NCBI's taxonomy places the organism in Eukaryota, Fungi, Basidiomycota, Tremellomycetes, Tremellales, Bulleribasidiaceae. The record is from RefSeq and is a predicted model, not a curated record. The coding region runs from base 1 to 2643 and encodes 880 amino acids. Gene Ontology annotation, biological process: N-glycan processing; carbohydrate metabolic process. Gene Ontology annotation, molecular function: mannosyl-oligosaccharide 1,2-alpha-mannosidase activity; calcium ion binding. Gene Ontology annotation, cellular component: endoplasmic reticulum; Golgi membrane.
AUGUCGCCCCCACCCCGAAUCAAGCUCGGACAGGGCUACGAUCCGGAGGCUGCUUCUUCCCAGUCGAGGGGUGGAUCUCCAUCCAGGAUGGUCAGGCGGCUCUUGAGCAGGAGGGGAAAGUGGGUCGGGGCGGCGGUCAUCAUGGGCGCGAUGGUGUUUUACCUGUCGGAUUGGCGGAGAGAAGCCUCGGGAGGGGAUGGGGUCAACUCGGAGGGGGUGUGGGUGGAUGAGAAUGGAGGGAUCUUUGGCCGGCCUACACCGACAGGAAAGGGGAAAGCCAAAGCCAUGCUGGAGCUCGAGGGGCUCGACUAUAUCGUCGAUCGAUACGGCGACCACUUUUACCCAACCUAUCCCAACUCGACCUCUAUCCCCUCCUUUGACCCCGACAUCUCCCUCCUUCCUCCUCCGUCCGCACUCUUCCCAGAGAUCGAUCUUACGACCUUCUUCCGUCCACCGAAACUGCACGCCUACCCAGAUAGCAAACUCCGCGAGGUCAUCUCUCCACAUCCGGCGCCGAUCGGGGAGAAUCUGCCAAAGCAGGAGUUUCCACAGAGCGCUUUCGUUCUCAGCUGGAGUGGACCGGAGGAAUGGAAUAGGACGAGAAAGCAGGGGAAGAGGGUACAGCAUGUGUUGGAGGGACAAGAGGACGCGGCGUGGAAGGCAAUACGAGGAGAGCGGGCAGAGGCGGUCAAGAGGGGAUUCGCGCACGCCUGGCAGGCAUACAAGGAUCACGCAUGGGGUCACGACGAAGUGAGACCAGUAACGAAGCAGUCCUCGGACCCUUUCAACAACUGGGGCGCAUCCAUCGUCGACACCCUCGACACCCUUCUCCUCCUCGGCUUCAACGACGAGUACAAUCUCUGUCGCCCCCACGUCAACCAGCUCAACUUUGACUGGGUAUCUGGCAAAGACUGGGCGCACGGCUAUACCCUCCCUCCCAAGCCCGACUUGCCGCACGACGAGGAUCCGCUCGAGGACCAAGUCUCGGUCGGGCGGGAUCGCAACGUCGGCCUCGGUAUCUUCGAGACGGCCAUCCGAUAUCUUGGCGGUCUCCUCGGCGCGCACGAUCUCAGCGGAGACGCACUCAUGCUGGAACGGGCGGUCGAUCUCGCCCAUAUCAUCAAAACGGCGUACAAUACCCAAUCCGGUCUCCCCUCCAACCGCGUCGAUCCCGGCUCGGAACUCAAGCUCAUGCUGGGCACCAUCUCCCUGGCCGAGGUGGGCACCAUGACACUGGAGCUGUUCCGCCUCGCCCAACUCACCGGCGAUCGUCAAUGGCAUGAUCUCGCCCAGCGGACGAUCGACUAUCUGGACGCGCGCGUCAUCCCCCGCUCGGCCCAAAAACCCCUCAUACCCCUCUGGUUCCAGCCGGAUGCGUCUAUCGACACCGUCAUGUCUGGUACAUUUGCCUGGGGCGGUCUCGCAGAUAGCUACUACGAGUACCUCAUCAAGGCGUAUCGGCUCCUCGGCGGACCCAGCUCGCCCCAGGCGGAGCAGUACAAGCGGCUCUACGAGGGAUCGGUGGACGCGUCCAGAAAGAUCAUCUUUUGGGACCUCGAUAUCGUCCCCGGCCGGGACCUCCUCGCGAUUGGGAAAUGGGAUAAUGGCCGGCCCGUGCCCGAGAUUGAGCAUCUCACGUGCUUUGCCGGCGCGAUGCUCGGACUCGGCGCCAAACUUUUGGACCGGCCAGAAGACAUGGAUGAUGCCGAGGCAUUCACCGAGUCUUGCUAUUGGCUCUCGGCGGCGACUCCGUCCGGUCUCCAGCCGGAGUCGGUCGAAUUCUACGACUCCACCAAUGCGGCGCUGGCGUAUGAAAAUAUCUCUCUCGCGACGGGCGAGACGUACCACCCUGCACCUAGCAAGGUAGACUUUGAUCUAGAGGUCGAAGAGGGAAGGGCGUCCAAGGAUGGGAAUGGGAUAUAUCACUGGGCGGAUGAUUGGAGUACGCUGGGGCACGAGGCGAUCCCGGUGGGGCAGGUGAAGGAGCCGGAGAAGUACUAUCAGAAGCUGAAGGGGGUGCCGAUCGGAACGAGGACGGUCAAUGGGCGGGGAAUCAAUCGGCCCGAGACGAUCGAGUCGAUCUUCUACAUGUACCGCCUCACUGGCGAUCGGAAAUGGCAAGAUCGAGGAUGGAAGAUGUUUGUCUCGUGGAUGACGGCUGCCAAGGUUGAUGGGGGUAUCAGCUCGAUCCAUGAUGUCACCAAGGAGAAGAUCCUGUAUGGGGACAAUAUGGAGAGCUUUACCUUUGCCGAGACCUUCAAAUAUCACUACCUGCUUCAUGCGGAUACCGAUCUGCUCAACCUGGACGACUACGUCUUGAACACCGAAGCACACCCGCUCAUCUCCAAUCCCACCCACUCACCCGGCCACUCCAAACUCUGGACCCCUCCACCCCCUUCUUCCCCACACGCCGACCUCGGCGUCCGCGCUCAAGGCACUCACGCCCAGAAAUGGGCCCGGCACGCGCAUCUCGAGCCUAUCAAGGCGAAUCUGCGGCAUCAUAUCGACGGGGGAACGACUGGAUCUGGGCCUGGAAGUCCCGCGGGUGGCGGCAAGGGUAUGGGAGGGGGUGGGGGACGGCCGGGAUUGUUACCACAGUUGCCGAAGGAGUUUUAUCAGCGGCCGGAUCUGGUGACUGGGUAG